AUAUAUAUAUAUAUAUAUAGCCUAUAUAAACAAGCAAACAAUUGAGCCUGAAAGCAGGGGCCCAAGACAAAAGGCUUAAUUAGCGCUUAGCAGCGAGGAUGGUUGGGCAAACGAUGGCUGUUGUCGGUCAAGCCAACAAGUUUCAUCAAAAGAUGCCUCUUGUCCGGCAAGCCACGCAGCCGCGUUACAUCCCCAAGCGCGGACGGGUCCUUUGGCGAGUCCUGCGUGCCGUCCUCCGCAGUUCUAUCGGCCUUCUCCAAGAAAUCAAUGACACUGUCAUCAACAACAACAAUCACAACCACAACCAUAACCAUAAUUCUCUCAUCAACAACAACUAUCACAACCACAACGGCACCACCACCAACAUCAAGAACCACAACGUCAACAGCAAGAACAACAACGGCAACAGCAAGAACCACAACGGCGGCAGCAGCAACAGCAAGAACCACAUCGGUGGCAGCAGCAACGGCAAGAACUACAACAGCACCAUCUGCAGCAGUAGCAGCAGCAACAACUAUAGCAACAACUAUAGUUACAACACUAAUCACAACAAUAAGAACAAUAGGAACAUUGGUCCCCUUCUUAUCCGUAACUGAAUGGAGUUCUGUCUUUCUUUAUAUAUCCAUCUCUAUGUUAUGUUAUAUCUGUACUAAUUUAUCCUUCUUUUCUCUCUAAAAACUGCCAUCUUUUGUCUUUGCUGCUCUGUUCUCUCUGUUUUCAAUUUUCUUCUUCUA
Messenger RNA from Dioscorea cayenensis subsp. rotundata (Guinea yam), 734 nucleotides. RefSeq lists its product as uncharacterized. The transcript is spliced from 2 exons. Lineage: Eukaryota; Viridiplantae; Streptophyta; Magnoliopsida; Dioscoreales; Dioscoreaceae. Bases 99 to 596 code for a protein of 165 amino acids. The record is from RefSeq and is a predicted model, not a curated record.